AUGGAGCAUCACUCAGCCCUAAGGCAUAUAGCCUUCCUCCUCCUCCUCCCUCUCCUGGCCAGCAUACAUUACGGUCAGGCCAACCCUGGUCCUCGCUUGAUCCAUUCCAUCUUCAGCUUCGGCGACUCAUAUGCCGACACCGGCAACUUUGUCAAGCUCGCUGCACCUGUGUUUCCGGUCAUCCCUUUCAGCAACCUCCCCUACGGGGAGACCUUCUUCGGUCGCCCCACCGGCCGAGCCUCCAAUGGCCGCAUCAUCAUGGACUUUAUUGCCGAGGAGUUCGGGCUCCCUUUCAUCCCCCCAAUUCUCGGUGAAGAAAAUAACUUCACUCAUGGAUCAAAUUUCGCUGUCGUCGGUGCUACCGCACUCGACCUAGCCUACUUCCAUGAGAAGAACAUCACUAGUGUGCCCCCUUUCAACAGCUCCUUGAGCGUGCAGCUCGACUGGUUCCAGAGCCUCAAGCCCACCUUGUGCUCAACACCACAAGGUUGCAGAGACUAUUUCAGGGGAUCCCUCUUCUUUAUGGGAGAGUUCGGAGGGAACGACUACACCUUCAUCAUGGCCUCCGGCAAAACCUUUGGCUUGCAACUAGUUAAGGAGGGAGGCAGGUACGUGGUGGUGCCUGGGCAACCGCCAAUGGGGUGCAUUCCCAUCGUCCUGACCUUGUACGCCAGCCCUAACAAGACGCACUACGACCGCCGGGGGUGCCUGAUAAAAUACAAUGCUCUAGCACGGUACCACAACAGACUGCUGGUGGCGGCCGUGUAUCGGCUCCGGAUCAAGUACCCCGCAGCCAAGAUCGUCUAUGGUGACUACUACACGCCAGUGAUAGAGCUUCUCAACGAACCAACAAGAUACGGGUUUAGUGCUUCGUCGGGGCUCCACGUAUGCUGUGGUGCCGGUGGGCCGUAUAACUACAACAUGACUGCGGCUUGCGGAUUACCUGGCGUGAGCGCAUGCACUAACCCUGCCACGCACAUCAACUGGGACGGCAUCCACCUCACGGAGUCUGCAUAUAGGCUCAUCGCCACCGGUUGGCUCUUGGGGCCCUUACGCACACUCACACUCGCGCCUAUUCUCAAUGCUAUGUCAGGAUCUCUAGAUCUCAAGACAUCUUCAAUCUUAUAA
Triticum aestivum (bread wheat) is the source of this 1128-nucleotide messenger RNA. RefSeq names its product GDSL esterase/lipase At5g45910. The transcript has 5 exons. Gene Ontology annotation, molecular function: hydrolase activity, acting on ester bonds. The coding region runs from base 1 to 1128 and encodes 375 amino acids. Lineage: Eukaryota; Viridiplantae; Streptophyta; Magnoliopsida; Poales; Poaceae. The record is from RefSeq and is a predicted model, not a curated record.